Halichondria panicea is the source of this 3173-nucleotide messenger RNA. Its product is annotated as heat shock cognate 71 kDa protein-like. The transcript is spliced from 2 exons. Gene Ontology annotation, molecular function: ATP-dependent protein folding chaperone; protein kinase activity; ATP binding. The record is from RefSeq and is a predicted model, not a curated record. Gene Ontology annotation, biological process: protein phosphorylation. Bases 97 to 3054 code for a protein of 985 amino acids. NCBI's taxonomy places the organism in Eukaryota, Metazoa, Porifera, Demospongiae, Suberitida, Halichondriidae. Gene Ontology annotation, cellular component: cytosol; plasma membrane; cytoplasm.
CGUACUCUGACCCCUCGCUUCUGACCCAAAACUCAACUGUACUUUUGCUCUAGAUCUAGAUCUACUACUAUACUGCUAUAUCCAGAGUGAUACGAUAUGGAUAAACGAGGACCAGCAAUUGGUAUUGAUCUUGGCACCACUUACUCUUGCGUUGCUGUGCUCCAACAUGGCAAAGUAAACGUUAUCCCUAAUGAGUGGGGAAGUCAUACUACCCCAAGCUGUGUGGCCUUCACUGACAUCAAACGACUUAUCGGAGAUACUGCCAAGAGCCAAGCCCACUUACACCCAGUCAAUACCAUUUUUAAUGCUAAGCGUUUAAUAGGUCGACGUAGCCAUGACCUGAUCUCUGAUAAAAGGCUGCAUUUUGAAGUUGUCGAGAAAGGCGUUCAUCCCAUGAUUAGAGUCGAGUACUAUGGUAAAGUAAAAGAACUGCACAUCGAACAUAUCUUAGCUAUGAUUUUCACCAAGAUGAAGGAGACCGCUGAAGCUUACCUUGGAACGACUGUGACUGAUGCUGUUGUUACUAUCCCAGCCAAUUUCAAUGACUUUCAACGACAGGUUACUAAAGAUGCUGGUGUCAUUUCUGGGCUCAACGUGCUUCGAAUCGUUAACGAGCCUAUAGCAGCUGCUAUUGCAUUCAGUUUUGAUCAAAAGAUAGUUUUUGAACGCAAUGUUCUGGUUUUUGACUUUGGUGGUGGUUUUCUCAAUGUAUGCGUUGCAACUAUACAAGAUGGAAUCAUUGAAGUAAAAUCUAUAGCUGGGGACGCUCACCUUGGAGGUGAAGAUUUUGAUAACUGCUUGGUAGACUUUUUUGUGGACGAAUUUGAGACGAAUUUCAAGAAGGAUCUUUCUGGCAACAUGACAUCCUUGUGUCUCCUUCGGACUGCUUGUGAGAGAGCUAAAAGAACAUUGUCUUCUUGCACCGAGGCAAGCAUUGAAAUUGAUUCAUUUUUUAAAGGGAUUAAUUUCUACACCAAGAUUACUCGCGCCAGUUUCGAAGAAAUUUGUGCCGCUUUGUUCCAGCGUACGUUAGAGCCCGUUGAGAAAGCACUCUGUGAUUCAGAAUUGUCCAGGGGCGAAAUUGACGACGUAGUGUUGGUUGGUGGAUCCACUCGUAUUCCAAAGAUUCAGAAACUCCUCCAAGACUUCUUCAAUGGUAAAGAGCUCAACAAAUCCAUCAAUCCUGAUGAAGCUGUGGCCUACGGUGCUGCAGUGCAAGCUGCAAUUCUUAGUGGUGACAAAAGCGAGGAGGUUCAAGACUUGCUGCUGCUCGACAUUACACCUCUGUCUCUUGGUAUCGAAACUGCUGGCGGUGUGAUGACAUCUCUAAUCAAGCGUAACUCAACUAUUCCAAAGAUGGAGUCGCAAAGUUUCACUGUGGGGAAGAACUUGGCCGGGGGGUUCUGCUUAGAUUUGUUCAGUGAGGGUACAGAAGUAAAUCUUGGUAGAUCACUCGAAACAGAGCCAAGCACUGACAUCCGUAUUCCUAUUUGCAUUUUUGAAGGAGAAAGUUGUGAGACAAACAACAAUAACUGCCUUGGGGUAUUUGAUUUUACUACCAUUUCUCCAGCCGCCACUGAAAAAGUGCCUAUGAUUGAAGUAACAUUCAGUGUAGAUCGCAACACAAUUAUUAUGGUGUUUGUUGUUGAUAAAAUCAGUGGUAAGUCUGAAAAGUUCACAGUGAUGCCAUGUAAGAAAUGUCUUACACCAGAAGAGUUAGAACACAUACUCUUAGAGGAAGAAAUAUUUAAAGCCGAAUCCGAAGAACAAGAUACCAUUGUUGUUGCGAAACAGCAACUUGAGAUUUACGCUACUUCUGUGGUAGAAAACAUGGAUCAGCUUUGUUUGGAGUGUAAUAGCAUUUCUACGAGGUGUACAGAGGUUAUUGAGCGGGUGGACACUAAAUACCCGACAGCACAAGAAUUAGAAGAUUUGAAGAAAGAGCUUGAGAAAGCAUACCAUUGUAUGAAAACUAAGAUCUCUCCGUUGCUCCAUGACAUGCCAACAACACCAUACCAGGGUAAUUCUGAUCCUGCACUAUUCGACUUACUGCAAGACAGACUAACAAGAUCUGAGGUACAGGUUAAAGACCUUGAAGCAAUGCUUGCUAUUUCCAGACAACAAACUAAACUAUCAAAAGAACUAUCAGCGACAUUAGAAAUUACCACAAGAGAUCUAACAAACAGACUGACAGUGUCAGAGGCACAUUCUGAGGACGUGGCUAGUAGAUUGGCACAGGCUGAAGCACAUGCUCUAGAAUCGAGGUUAAUGCAAGAGUCACAGCCUUCCUGGGUUGUAGCACGAGCUGAGAUCUACUUGACAGAAGAGGAAAUAGGUCGUGGAGCCUGGGGUGUCAUCAAAGUCGCUGAAUUUCGUGGUCAAAGAGUUGCUGCUAAAGUGCUGCACAGUGAAAUCAUCUCUGCCAAUAACAUCCGCCUCUUCACUCGCGAAAUGAACAUGUCUGCUCGAGCACGUCAUCCUCAUAUUGUACAGUUCUUUGGUGCCACCAGAGAAGGAACACCCAUCAUCCUCAUGGAGCUAAUGAGUACUAGUUUGAGAUGUCGACUAGCCACGGCCCCACUUACUCAAAAGGAAUUUCUAUCCAUAGCAUCAGACGUUGUCAAAGCUCUCAACUACCUUCAUCUAAUGCAGCCAAAACCCAUCAUCCAUCGUGAUGUGAGUUCUGCUAAUGUUCUGCUUGAUCCUUUAGUCCCUCCAAUGACGUGGAAAGCUAAGCUCUCAGAUUUUGGCUCCACUAAUUUUGUAUCCAACCAAGCCACGACUGGCCCUGGCAACCCACUCUAUGCAGCCCCAGAAGCUUUCAGCCCGUACCAACAGUCACCCAAAAUGGACGUUUUCAGCGUUGGCAUUGUUCUAAUUGAAGCAUGCACACGUGAAAUGCCUUCAAUCGAGGAUCGGGAAGAGCUCAUUGGGCAAAUUGCAUGGGUGCAGGUGGUUCCUCUCAUUCACCGCUGCAUUGAAAUGAAUCAAGACAAAAGACCCACAAUGGAUGCUGUACUGAGGGAACUAUCCCAGCUGCAGAGAACAGCUUAAACUACUUUUUGGAACAAUUUAUAGUUAGGAUUAUUUUUUUAUCUCAUCUUUGAUUUAAUUACCGUUACAGAAAUUAUGUCUCAUACGUACCAUUUUGAAAAUGAACACAAUGUUGCUAC